UAGUAACGGGUAGGCUACUCGUCGGCUCCGAUCCGGCCGCGACGACGAUCAAUCGAGCCGGCAAAGGGGUGACGCGAGAGACACUCGGAGGGCUCUCCGAAUUUUUUUGAAAAGAAACUCGGACUCGCGUGAACUGGCCUAAUGUGAGUGACGUGAAGGAGUGAAGUCAACGACGAGCGAGCCGCUCAGGAAUCAGCUUUCGAAGAUCAAACAAGAGUUCUAUAAUUGCGUUUGGAAGUUCAUUCGAAAGAGGGACGGUCGGGAAGAGAGAAUUUUUUCGUAUCUCGACUAUGUGCCGGUGUCUCGCGGGCAUCAGAACACUAGGAUCGUCGUCGCCGUCGUCAGUGAUCGAGCACGGCGUCGUCGUGACGGCGGAGCGUAAGACGUGACUUCGUUUGUACAGCUGGUCUAUCAGUUGAUUCGGCUGCGGAGAACAAGAGAGAUACAUAAUGGCUCUAGUAAUGUUACCGUGUGAUCUGCCUUGGUGGCCAGCUGUGGUAAAACAACUGGACAAAGCCGCCUUAGCGAAAAAUUCCGACGACCUAAUAGACGCGAUGCAACGAUUGCAUGACAUGUGCAAUAUAAGCCUUGAUCCCGAAGAGGACAUGCAGAAUGGCGAUUUGUUCUCCAUGUUGGGGACUUUCCUAAAUAAAGACCUUGAGCCUAUAGAAAGGGAGCAGGUGUUUACAAAGACAAUACCGCGAAUGGUGGAAAGGGCGAAGGAUUUAAAAUGCACUAAACCUUCGCAAGGUUUACACUUUAGUCUGCAGCAGCAAGGUGAUAGCGUCGAAUACAGUUAUGCCUUCGUCUCCUCUUUAAUCGCAAACGCAUUUUUCUCAACGUAUCCGAAGAGAACCACAAAGACGCAUCCCACAUUGCGCGAUUUUAAUUUUACAAACUUCUUCAGACAUCUGUACAAAAACGCACAGAAAGCCAAACUCAAAAGUAUCUUUCAUUAUUACAAUUAUCUCGAUACAGAACAUGCACUCGAUGGUCGUCUGAUAAUUUCAAGACAGGUAAUGACAUCUAAGCAGUGGUUAACUAUCGAAGAUUGGCUGGAAAGUAAUAUACCUUUAUGUCCAUUGACGAUACGUCACGAGGGUCGAUUGGAGAGAAUUGAAAUGGAAUCCAAAGUACUACAAGUUUGCUUCGUGAAUGCUAAAAUUGGCGGUGGUGUGCUCGAUGAUGAUAUCACGCAGGAAACUGUACAUGUGGCGACGCAUCCGGAAAUGCUCGCCGCGAUACUAUCUGUCGAGGCCUUAGAAGACAACGAAGUAUUGAUAAUUGAGGGUGUUAGGCAUAUGGCGAGGAUAAAUGAUCCGCGGCAUAAGGCGAUAUUCGAGGGUAUCUCGAAGCCGAACGUGGUAACGGUCUGCUGCAUAGAUCCCGAGGACUAUUCGCGAUUGCCACUGACGCAAUUCGAGGAAGACAACAUUCUGAGAGAAAUGAACAAGUCAUUGCUAGGAUUUCGUCAAAGACAUGUGCCCAGUAGUCCUACAGAUCCUAUCAAGACGGAUCAUCUGGACGCGGAAGUCGGUUUGGGCUCGCGUAGGUUAUCACCGAUCGGUGAGAGCUUCAGCAGCACCCCGCCGGAAGCGGAAAGUGAGGAUAAAGUCUUCGCGGCAAGCAGUAAUUCCAAGAUAGAUAAGCAGCCUCUGUGCGACGAACAUCACAAAUUAGAGAGCACGACGGAAAUACGUAGCAAGCCUAACGGUAAAUCGAUGAGACCGCCGAGUCCUCACAAAGUGUGCAAGGAUGCGAGCUGCACGACCCGAAGAAACAGAUUUAUCGUGUUAGGAUCCAGCGGAGAAGUUUUGCCAGUGACGCGACAGCUCGGUCAAAUGUCGGUUUACAGCAGCUGUAACAGUCAAAGCACGGAUAGUUUUCAUAGUGCUAAGGAAACUAUUGAUGAAGAACCUGAGGAAGAAGAACAAAAGCUGAAUAAACGUUAUAAUGCGCAAUUAGACACGCCCGAGAGAAGAGGAACUUUUGCGCAGCGACUGAAAGACGCUCUGAAGCGAGAGAGUACGGCGACCGGCGGGAUAACUUCUUCAAAUACCUCCUCCGGCGAGAGCAGUUACGCCGUUGGCAUAAGUGUUAGUGGUAGUCAUGUCGGCGAUCAAGACAUCAAGGUGAGAAGAGGAGGUUCGAGAGGAUUCGUCUUACGGGAUGAAACAGUAGAUGAAGAGUUUCUAAAGGAAUCUCUAGAAGCCGAGCAAAAAUGGCUAGGUCGAUUCCGACAAAGUCAGGGACCUAUGUUUCAAAGAAAAGACACGAGUGCAAGUAGCAAAUAUAGUUUCAGCACGGAAUAUAAUUCUGAUUUUUGUUCCGAAUUGGAGGAGGUUUAUGAGCAAUUGUCAAAGUGGCUGGAAGAUCCGAUAGUGGCGGAUGAGAGCAGGGAACUGGAUGCGAGGGAUCGGGCGGUCGUACGAUUCGCCGGUUCGCUUCUGAAACGUGCUUUGAGUGAAUCGUUCGCUGGUGUGCCCCUUCAAGAAGGCGAACCGCAACCGUUCAUUGAUGCGAACGACGUGAGCCAACAACACAAGCUAGCCUUAGCCGUGAGGAGUCUCAGCUUAGAGCUCGCUCGACAAAAAAAUCGACGACAACAAUCAGUAAUUGAAUCUGAAGAUAUAGAUUGUUACGAGGACGCCUCGAGUGAGAUGGUAAGAGAGGCGAAGGAUACUCAACGUAGGAAACUAUGGGCCGUCACGUUUACAUCGGAAAUGUUCCAAACGUUGGUUGAUGAUCAAACGAUUGUAUGCCUAUCUACACCGCCUAUGUCGAGCCAAAUAGCAAACAAGCAUGAGAUGCGCGAAGCGAACGUGCUUGAUAUUUCGGAGUUACCGCGGGAAAAUAGUCCUCAAGGAGGGGAUUUAUUACCCAUAGCUACAGGUAACUGGGGAUGCGGGACUAGGUUGAAGGGCGAUCCGCAAUUAAAACUCGUAAUUCAAUGGCUCGCCUCUUCCUUGGCAGGAGUACCAAGACUAAUCUAUUAUACUUCUGGCAAUCCAAGUUUAUCUAAGUUAGAUACCGUAAGCAGAGUUCUGAUGGACAGACGUUGGUCGGUGGGUGAUUUGGCCGCCGCGACGUUGAAGUAUGCUGGAGAAACGAUCGAAGAACAGACGGAAGGAAGAAAUAAUCUCUUCGAGGAAAUUAUUGGUAUGGACAAACCGAGUCCUUAGCCCGAUUCAAUGC
Camponotus floridanus (Florida carpenter ant) is the source of this 3195-nucleotide messenger RNA. RefSeq lists its product as uncharacterized. Gene Ontology annotation, molecular function: poly(ADP-ribose) glycohydrolase activity. The transcript has 16 exons. Gene Ontology annotation, cellular component: nucleus; cytoplasm. NCBI's taxonomy places the organism in Eukaryota, Metazoa, Arthropoda, Insecta, Hymenoptera, Formicidae. The record is from RefSeq and is a predicted model, not a curated record. Gene Ontology annotation, biological process: carbohydrate metabolic process; nucleotide-sugar metabolic process; regulation of DNA repair. Bases 450 to 3182 code for a protein of 910 amino acids.